ACUCGAAAAUAAACUACGAAAAGAUUAURAAAAUAUGGUGGUUUCCAGACUAGAACCAACAUUAACAAAUAAAGUAAUAAAUCAUUCUAUAAAUUCUAAAAAAAAUAAACAUGAAGAAAAGGAACAUGAAGAAAAUAUUGAGGAAAAAGAAAAUGGGAAGAAUGGAAAACAUUGGAUCCGAAGGUUUGGUUGUGAAUUCUGUUUACCAGAAGACCACAAUAUUGAUGAAUAUAAAGUGUUUUAUAUUGGACAACAAUCACUGAAUCUAACUAAUCUAAUGAUGUCCUAUAACAAAUGUCAGUUUUAUUCCUAUGACCCAGUCAUGGACACAGCCAGACAAGAGAAUAUUAAUGUCAACAAAGCCCUUAUGAAAAGAUAUUAUAUGAUACAGAAGGCCAAGGAUGCUCAAGUAGUAGGGAUCGUGGUUGGCACUCUUGGUGUGGCUGAUUACCUAGAAAUCAUUGAAAGACUAAAGAAAGUGCUAAGCAUUGCAGGGAAAAAGUAUUAUACUUUUGUGAUGGGGAAACUCAAUGUUCCAAAGAUGGCUAACUUUAUGGAGAUAGAUAUCUUUGUGCUUGUUGCCUGCCCAGAAAACACCUUGAUAGAUUCACAGGAGUUUUUUAAGCCUAUUGUCACACCCUAUGAAAUGGAAAUUGCUUGUUUAAGAACACAGCAAUGGACAGGAGAUUAUGUAACAGACUUCAGACAACUUCUACCAGGUGCUUCUUAUUCUGUUGACCUCAAUGAUAAGGAUAACAUAGUUGAUGAAGAUGAUUGCCCUGACAUGUCCCUUAUCUCUGGUCAAAUGAGGCCAAACUACAAAGCCAAUGCUGAAUCCUCACAGAGUAGUGAUACUUCUGUUGUUGAGAGAAAUCAAAAUACAACUAUAUCCACCCAGAGACACACAUCUGGAGCCGAGUUUCUUGCCUCAAGAUCAUGGAAGGGCCUGGAACAAAACCUUGGGGAAACACCUGUUAGACAAGCAAAGGAAGGAAGGAUUGGCAUAGCUUCAAAAUAUACACAUGAAACAGACCAAUAAAUGGUUUGCACCACCACGUGACGGCAGCCAUAUCCCUUUUCUGAGUUCAAUAAACAGGAUGCAUUGUAAUCUACCUUCUGUACAAACAACACCAUAUGAGGGAAUGAUAAACAAAAGAUGUGUGUACCCAAGCUAGGCCACAAUGCACCGUAUUUACCAUCUCAGAAAAGGUCUAUGUUAGAUGGCAGGAACAAUAUAGUCAUUUUACAUGAGAAAGAAUUCAAUUCCCGAGAGCAAAGGGAUGUUAUUGUUCAGCCACCUAACCACAGGAAGCUCAAGCAGUAUUAUUGGUGUGGGCACGUGAUGGUGCAAAGCCUCCAUAGUGUAAUAUAGCCCCCCCCCAGUCAACCUUCGCUUUCUCCUAAAGUACAAAUGAGUAACGUUUGCUGUGAUAAAAAGCCUUUAUUUUACAACCAUAUUACUCCCUCUUCCGUAAGGUAGUCUUUGAGUCCUUAUUGAGUGCCUUAUUGCUAGGGAAGCGUGAAUAAAUGUAAAAGCUUUACUUACUUCACGACAACAAAUUUUUCUCAACAUUUUUCAUGUACAAAAUUUUCAUUUCAUUUGAAAUUCAUAAUGGCACCCCGAAAGACUUUUUAAAUUAACAAGGCUAUAUUGCUCUUAGAGCAAUGAUGUUUCGGCCCGCUAAGCCUAGUUUCAGGGGUGUGCGGUAUUCUUUUUUUGUGUCAAGUGGCUUUGUUUUACUUUUAGCGCAAUCUAAUCACGACAGCCAGACAGUGAGUAAUGUUUAGGAGUUCUGUUUUCAGCUUCCUUCAUGGGAAAAAAUGAACUCAUAAAUGGUUGGCACCUAAAAAUAUGAUAUAGAUUGCUUAUUGUAUAAAUAUAAAAAAUCUCCAUAAAAAAGAACCUCGAAGUAAAAAUAGAGUGAUUAUUAGUGAAUUGUUGACGAAGUUUUUUGUCAUUCAAGCAUUCGAACUAUACGUGAUCGAGUUCCUGAGUUUUACUAGUUAUUUACUAGUAGAAGUUUCAAGGACCUCUCGUUCGUGAAACCACAAGUUUUAUCUGCAUCUGUAUUUUUUUCUUUAUUCACUUGAAGAAAUAGCAGGUACUUGAGUAAGACAAUGUCCAAAUCCUUUACUCUACAUUGUUGGUCGCAAAUGAAAUAUAUAUCUCGCAUUGUUCGUUGGAGUGCAAACACGCACACACACGAGUCUAUUUAAAUACAUAAGCUUCGACAAGAAUGUCAAACAAUAAAUUGUUAUUUAAAUAAAACAAUAAUUGAGAUAUCGA
Messenger RNA from Actinia tenebrosa (Australian red waratah sea anemone), 2287 nucleotides. Its product is annotated as 2-(3-amino-3-carboxypropyl)histidine synthase subunit 2. Lineage: Eukaryota; Metazoa; Cnidaria; Anthozoa; Actiniaria; Actiniidae. The record is from RefSeq and is a predicted model, not a curated record. Gene Ontology annotation, biological process: protein histidyl modification to diphthamide. Gene Ontology annotation, molecular function: 2-(3-amino-3-carboxypropyl)histidine synthase activity.